Molecule: messenger RNA, 2646 nt
Organism: Naumovozyma castellii
Lineage: Eukaryota; Fungi; Ascomycota; Saccharomycetes; Saccharomycetales; Saccharomycetaceae
Gene: UTP14
Product: Utp14p
Exons: 1
Coding region: 1-2646 (881 amino acids)
Source: RefSeq, a predicted model, not a curated record
AUGGCCAAGAAAAAGUCUGGAUCGAAGGCUAAGAGCUCUAAGAGAGCAUUGAACGCCUUGGAAAUUGCAGAAAGGGAACUGGGUGGGUUCGACUCCGAUGAAGAAGCUAAAAGAUAUAAUUCACGUCGUAACGGUACUGUCGUUAACCUACUGAAGAAAGUAGAAAGAAGUGGUAAACAAGACGACGGGAGUGGUGAUGAUUACUCUGAUAAUGACGGAGAUUCAUUUGAGGAUGAAGAAUUAGAUUCUGAUGAAGCUUUAGGUUCCGAUGACGAUUAUGAUAUUUUAAACUCCAAAUUCUCCCAAACUAUUCGUGACAAGAAGGGGGAAAUAGAUGAAAAUGAUAGUGAGGGUGGAUACACUUCGAUUGACGAAGAUGAACUAUUACCCUUGUCUGCAGUUUGGGAUAUGGAUUCCAAAAUGGACAGUAACAACAAUGAUGAUAAUCAAUUACAAUUACAACAAGAUGUUUCAGAAGACGAAUCCAGUUCAGACGAAGAAUCGUCUUCUAGUAGUGAUGAAAAUGAAGUGGAAGAAAAUCCGUUUGACGAAAUUUCAGAUGACGAAGGUGAUCUUGAAUUAAAUAACAUUACUUCUACUCUAUUAAAGGAAUCUUCAAAUGCUACACUUAAAAGAUUGGACAAUUAUGGUGCUGGGGAGGAAAAUGAAUUUGUUUUACCCACUACCACAAAUGGUAAUGCUUCCAAAUCGGCGACGGCCAAACUAAGUUUAGCGGAUAUGAUCGAUGUUGUCGAUGAUAAGGAAGCUGUUGCAUCUGCGACUUUGAUUAAAGGUAAGUCUACUACAACUGCGAUACCACUUCCAGAAAGAAUCCAAAAAAGACACGAACGUAAAGCAGCCUAUGAAAUUUCUAAGGAUGAAGUUAAUAAAUGGAAGGAUACCAUUCAACAAAAUAGGAGAGCUGAACAUUUAUCUUUCCCAUUGAAUGCACCAACAGAACAUAACCAUGCUACUGCCUUUACCAGAAUUACUGGUGCUCCUCAGACUGAAUUGCAGGAAAAAGUGGAUAAAAUGUUGAAGGAAAGUAAUUUGGUAGAUCCACAAAAGAACUCCACAUUUGAAGAAUUGGCCACUGCCAAGAUGUCCUCAGAAGAAAUGAAAAAGAAAACUGCUGAAAUGAGGUUGAUGAGAGAAUUAAUGUUCCGUGAGGAAAGGAAGGCAAGAAGAUUAAAGAAAAUUAAAUCGAAAUCUUAUCAUAGAAUUAAAAAGAGAGAAUUGUUAAGGAACAGAGAACUUGCUGGUAUUUCUGAUGAAAGUGAUGAUGAUCAUGAAGCAGCUAGAGCAAGAGAAAGAAUGACCUUGAAACAUAAAACUCAUUCCAAAUGGGCCAAGGAUAUGAUUAAGCAUGGUAUGACGAACCACAAGGAAACUAGAGAAGAAAUGGAGGAAAUGUUGAGACAAGGUGAGCGUUUGAAAGAAAAGAUAUUGGACCGCGGUGACGAAAGUGACAGAGAAGUCAAUCUAAGUGAUAUUGAAAAUGAUAAUGAAGAAGAAAAUACGGCCAAGCAGAACCUUGGCAAAACAGGAGUUAUGGGAAUGGCAUUCAUGAAAAAUGCGGAGGCCAAACAGAAAGAGGCUAAUAAAGAAACAAUUGCAAAACUACGAGCCAUGGAAGUGGAUGGAGAUCUUGAUCCGUUCAAUAGUGAUGUGGACGAGACUGCCAUUGAUGGCGAAGUACAGGUGAACAAAGGUAGGAGGAUUUACACACCUGGGAACUUGGAAUCUCGUAAGGAAUUAAACGAAGUGGAGGCUCAAGCAAGAGAGGAAAUUGAAAUUGAUAAUUCUAGAUCUUUAGAGAACCGUCUUAAGAAAAAUAAUGUUGCCAAAACAGCAAGUGGAUUGGAAAUACAUAACAUUGAAGAUUCACCUGAAAAAGAGGAGUCCACUCCUUCCACCACUAACAAAGAAUCAUCCAAUCCCUGGUUAAAUGAUGACGAUGAUGAAGAUCAAGGACAAGUAAAACACUCUUCCAAGGUGAAUGUUAUUGAUAAGGAUAGUUCAAAGUUUUCAAAGAGUGCUCAAAAGAUCGAAAAGGAAAUGAACAAACAAAAUAGAAAAUCAAAGAAAUCAAAGAAUGCCGAUGAUGAACUAUUACUUGAUGCAUCCGAUUCAAAUAGCUUGAAAAUUAUUGAUCCAUACGGUGGGUCUGAUAAUGAAGAUACUGGUUUUAUGUUUAAACAGCAAGAAGUCAUUGCUGAAGCUUUUGCAGGUGAUGAUGUGGUUGAAGAAUUUGUCAAUGAGAAGAAGAGAGUAACUAUUGAUGAAGAUGAUAAGGAGGAAGAUGUGACCAUCCCAGGUUGGGGUGAUUGGGCUGGUGCUGGCGCAAAUCCAAAGAAGAAGAGAAAAUUCAUCAAGAAAACUAAGGGUGUUGUAACAAAAGACAAGAGGAAGGAUAAAAAUUUAAAGAACGUCAUUAUUAAUGAGAGAGUCAAUAAGAAAAAUUUGAAGUAUCAAUCUUCAGCUGUGCCCUUCCCAUUUGAGAGUAGAGAACAGUAUGAAAGAUCAUUGCGUAUGCCAAUUGGUGAACAGUGGACUUCCAGGGCAUCUCAUCAAUCUUUAAUAAAACCAAGAAUUAUGACCAAACCUGGACAAGUUAUUGACCCACUUAAGGCUCCAUUUAAGUAG